This is a messenger RNA of Funneliformis caledonium, 1138 nucleotides long. The record is from the annotation of a GenBank genome assembly. Lineage: Eukaryota; Fungi; Glomeromycota; Glomeromycetes; Glomerales; Glomeraceae.
AUGUCGAUUAAUGAAAACCCUUCAGAACGUAUCGGCAGUCUCAUCGAUAAUGGUCGACUUGAAAUAACUCAUAUUCUUGGCGUUGGUGCUUAUGGUGUGGUUUAUGCUGCAAAGCAUGUUAAGAAUCAACGCAUGUACGCCGUAAAGUGUAUGCCAAAAGCAAAAAUCGAUGCACGACAACAUCGAUUACAUGCGACAGAGAUCAGUUUACAUGCUCAAGUUUCAGGUCAUCCAAAUAUUAUAAGUUUAGAAAAGGUUGUUGAUACCUCAGAUACGCUUAAUGUGGUGCUCGAAUACUGUCGUGAAGGUGAUUUGUUCUCAAUGAUCACCGAAAAGGGUGGAUAUCUUGGAAACGAUCAACUUAUCAAACAAGUUUUCGUUCAAAUACUUGAUGCUGUACAAUUUUCUCAUUUUCAUGGGAUUUAUCAUCGAGAUUUAAAACCUGAAAACAUUCUUGUCUUUGAUGGUGGAAGGACCGUGAAACUUGCUGAUUUUGGUUUGGCCACAACCGAUGUUUGGUCAAGAGAUUUCGGUUGCGGUUCAACGUUUUACAUGAGUCCAGGAGGAUUAAAUAAAAAAGUACGAGGGUAUGUCACCGCUUCUAAUGACGUAUGGUCAUUAGGGGUUAUCCUCAUUAAUCUUACCUGUGGUCGGAAUCCUUGGAAACAAGCUUGUCUUCGCGAUGAAACUUUUUCUGUGUUUUUGCGAGACCGUGAUUUUUUGAAGUCAAUUCUCCCACUUUCUGAUGAGCUUAAUGAAAUUUUAAAAGAUAUCUUUAAUCUUGACCCUGAGAAACGUAUUUCAUUGGACGAACUUCGAGAACGUGUACUUGCAUGUCGUAAUUUUACCGUAUCCGAAUAUGAUGAUACAUCCGAAUAUGAUACUUAUUAUAAAUAUUCGAACAAAAGUUACUACGACGAUGAAGCUUCUUCAACAUCCUCUCGCAAAUCAGAAUAUGAUACCUUUUGUAAUUAUUCGAACAAAAAUUAUGAUGAUGAAAUUUCUUUGAAAACCUCUCGCAAGUCACCUCAUCAUUCAUCUACAAAUUCUUCCGCUACUGCUUGUUCCUGGUAUUCAACAAAUUCUGAAAUGGAAUUUUCAACACCCACUUCGGAAUUCUUGGAAGAUUUCGACCGUU